AUGGCGAGUGCCCGAAAGAAGAGCAAGCAGGCGGCUAACGGCCUCGUGUACGACAUCUUCCUCUGGGUUUUCACCGUGGUGGUCGAUCUCUUCUUCCGUGAAAUCCAUCCACGGUCAUCAUGGCGAAUCCCCAAAAAGGGACCCGUCAUCUUCGUUGCUGCUCCUCACGCCAACCAGUUCAUCGAUCCGUUGAUCCUGAUGCGAGUGGUUCGCCAGGAUGCGCACCGCCGAAUCGCCUUCCUGGUAGCGGAAAAGAGCAUGCGGCGGAAAUUCAUCGGAUGGGGYGCAUCGCUGGUGGGUUCGGUGCCUGUCGGCCGGGCAUUGGACUUGAAGAAGCCGGCGGAAGGGAAAAUAUUUCUGCCAGACCCCGAGGGCGAUCCGACUGUGAUCAAGGGUACGGGUGUGGACUUUCAGAAUGGACAAUUCAUGCCAGGAGGACUGCUGGUGCUGCCGAGCGUGAACAAUAUUGCUGCCAAUACUGAAAUCGCGUCUGUUGUUUCCAAAGAUGAGAUUAAGCUGAAGAAGGCGUUCAAAGGAGACGUUGCAUUGAAACAGCUCACAGGCCAACCACUGCACGAUGGAAAUGGCAGUGCUGGAGGCCAGUCUCAGGGCGAUUCAUUCGAUGGGAUCAAGUUCAGCGUGGCUCCACACGUCGAUCAGGCCCAGGUGUACGACGACGUGUUCGCUCGCAUACAUGACGGAGGCUGCAUAGGAAUAUUUCCGGAAGGUGGCAGUCACGAUCGUACAGAGCUUCUGCCACUCAAAGCCGGACUGGCCAUCAUGGCCCUCGGUGCACUCGCGGAAGAUCCGGACUGUGGUGUCACUAUCGUGCCUGUGGGCAUGAAUUACUUCCAUGCCCACAAGUUUCGUUCGCGGGCUGUUAUUGAGUUCGGUGCCCCUAUCGAGAUCGAGCCGGAACUGGUUGAACAAUACAAGAAUGGUAGCAAGAGAGAUGCAGUCGGCAAAGUUCUUCAAAAUGUUUAUGAUGCACUUUCGACCGUCACGGUACAAGCACCAGACUACGACACGCUCAUGCUUAUUCAAGCCGUGCGGCGACUUUACAACCCCAAGGGAAAGAAACUACCUUUGCCGUUCGUUGUCGAGCUUAAUCGGAGGCUGAUCAAAGGCUAUCAAACGUACAAGGAUGACCCUCGGAUUGUCGAGAUCCGAAAAGAAGUUUUGGACUACAACAGGUCAUUAUUCCGACUGAACAUUCGCGACCAUCAGGUUUCAUAUGCCAAGUUCUCCUGGUAUGAGGUUGUUUUCACUCUGCUAUACCGAGUGGGCAAGGUGCUUCUCCUCUUAUCAGCAUGCUUGCCGGGUGUCAUCCUCUUCGCGCCAGUCUUCAUCCUUGGCAAAGUAAUAUCUCGCAAGAAGGCUCGCGAGGCGCUGGCUGCAUCAACGGUCAAGGUCAAGGCUCGAGACGUCAUGGCGACCUGGAAGAUCCUAGUCUCUCUUGCCCUCGCACCCGCCUUGGAUGUCAUGUAUACUAUCAUCUUGGUAUACUGGACCUGGAGCAAUCGUGUCUGCGGAUACAUGCCCGAUUUCGUCCCCCUCUGGUUCGUUUGCGUCUUCGGUCUCAUCUUCUUUCCCUCGGUCUGCUUCGCAGCACUUCGCUUCGGCGAGAUUGGCAUGGACAUCUUCAAAUCCUUGCGACCUCUGAUGCUCUGUAUCAAUCCUACCCAGAGCAACACAUUUGUCCAGAUUCGUCAAAAGCGCGAGGAGCUGACACGACGAAUCAACGAUAUUAUCAAUGAGCUUGGACCAGAACUCUUCCCAGACUUUGACCAACAGCGCAUACUCAGUGAUGCGGACCACCCACUACAUUCACCAACACGUUCAAGGCCUACUACACCUACGCACCGUCGCGAAGGCAGCGAGAACGACGCCCUACAAUUUACCCCUACCAGCCCAUCCAAUUCAAGCCCACUGGCUGCACUCACAUCCACGCUACCUCGCAAUGAAAGCUUCACAAACAUUGGAUCAAUUGGUCUAUUCGCAACCAGACCAGGAACACCCAACCGCAGCCGAAGUCGCAGUCGCGCGAACUCGAGCGAUUUCAGGUCAGGUUUCAACAAACUCACCUCCAUCAAUUCUGUCGAAGGCACCACUGGAAGCAGUAAUCUGGAUCAGGUGAGCAAGAACCUACACGAUGCGAUGCGUGAGCGUGGAAGAAGAAGGAAGAGCGUAGAUGGAUGGCAAGUUGGAAGCGAGGAAUUGAGUGAAGAUGAGGAGGAUGAUGAUGAUGAAGCAGUGAAGAAGGAGGUAUAA
Ramularia collo-cygni is the source of this 2271-nucleotide messenger RNA. RefSeq names its product related to glycerol-3-phosphate O-acyltransferase (formerly described as CTR1 suppressor protein). The record is from RefSeq and is a predicted model, not a curated record. Bases 1 to 2271 code for a protein of 756 amino acids. NCBI's taxonomy places the organism in Eukaryota, Fungi, Ascomycota, Dothideomycetes, Mycosphaerellales, Mycosphaerellaceae. Gene Ontology annotation, biological process: phospholipid biosynthetic process. Gene Ontology annotation, molecular function: glycerol-3-phosphate O-acyltransferase activity; glycerone-phosphate O-acyltransferase activity. Gene Ontology annotation, cellular component: endoplasmic reticulum membrane. The transcript has a single exon.